AUUUGAUCUAUAGAAUGGUGGAGAAGACUCACCAGAGCAUGUCUUGUGACGGAACACGAAUCCAGUCAUGUGAACAAGCAAGAACAUUAGACCAUAACCCACAUCGCAGAAUGAUCGAAAAUCAGACGAUCCCAAUGAUAUCAGACGACAACGCCAGAGAGCUUCCCAAUGUGUGCGCCGCCUGCGGAGGACAAAUUCAGGAUAGGUAUUACCUAAUGGCUAUGGAGAAGCAGUGGCACAUGCAAUGCUUGAGAUGUUGCGAGUGCAAGCUGCGACUAGACUCUGACAUCACCUGUUUCUGGAGAGACGGUAAUGUUUACUGCAAAGAGGAUUAUUACAGGCGAUAUGGCGUGAAAAGGUGUGCUCGUUGUCACAUAGGGAUAUCUUCUGACGAGAUGGUCAUGCGGGCCAAAGAUCUUGUGUACCAUCUUAGUUGUUUUACGUGCACAAGCUGCAAUAAAACGCUCUCUACGGGCGAACAUUUUGGAAUGAGAGACAGUAUCAUAUUCUGUCGAGAACAUUAUGAAAUGUCUCUACAGGGUGAAUUCAUCCCUAAUAUAUCACCAAAUCUGCCCGGUGGGGCACAAGGCCAAAUGCCGUUUUAUAACGGGGUGGGGGCAGUGCAAAAGGGCCGACCAAGAAAAAGGAAGAGUCCUAUGCCAGAUCCAAUGGAUGACGUCACAUCCCUUUGCGACUAUGGUAUGGACUCUGACAUGCAUGAUCUCUCCGACUCAACAUAUAGUUCCUCACGACAAAAGCGCAUGCGCACAUCUUUCAAGCAUCACCAAUUGCGAACAAUGAAGUCAUAUUUCAAUCUCAAUCACAACCCAGACGCAAAGGAUUUGAAGCAAUUGGCGCAGAAAACAGGCCUGACUAAGCGUGUACUUCAGGUUUGGUUUCAAAAUGCCAGAGCCAAGUACAGACGGAAUCUAUUACGACAAGAGUCGGGAGAAGGCAACAACAAUAAUAACAGUAAAAACGAUGGUCAAUUGUCUUCUUCUGAAAUGGGAUCACCUGGAUCAAACGCAAUGGCGGACCUUUCAAAUUCACGAUCUCCCGCUCUUUCUGAUAUCAGUUCAACGCCAUCUUUAAGUGACUUGCAAAGCGGAACAAUGGAUCACAUGGAUUCAAUGGACACUAUUGAUAGAUUAAGUAGACUUGAACAUGAUCAAAGUUCAAGCCUGACGGACAUUUUUCAUAAUAGUUUAAAUCCAGAUGCAUAUUAAUGUUUUGUAUAGUACUAUCAUAUAAUUAUAUAUGUAUAAUAUAUAUUUUACCUGUCAGAUCAGUGACGCUAUUGCCACAGUCACACUGUAUUUUAUAUAAUUUAUUUUUUUCUGAUGCCUACCAUUUAAGUCUUUGGUAUAUAUUUGUUGGGCAUGUCAGCUUUUCGCUCAUUUUAAUUCAGCCCGUGCCUAUUCUCUCAGACGCGAGAUCUCGACUGGCAAUAAGGAAAGGGUGGCCAUCCCCGAAAAUCUUUCAAUGAAAACAGCAUACCAAUAGCUUAAAUGACAGGCCUUUCUUAUGUAAUAUGUACCAGAUCAUGUAUACAAUUUAUAUGUACCUGUGGAAAUAUAUUAGGAACAUUGUGUAAUUGUGAAUGCUGUUUUAAUUUUGAUCAUUUCACAGAAUUUUACUCCUCCAAUAGAUCAUCCUUUUAUCUUAACUCAUGUACACUCGUUUCGAAGCAACGACA
Messenger RNA from Owenia fusiformis, 1696 nucleotides. The record is from the annotation of a GenBank genome assembly. Lineage: Eukaryota; Metazoa; Annelida; Polychaeta; Sabellida; Oweniidae.